Molecule: messenger RNA, 1235 nt
Organism: Periconia digitata
Lineage: Eukaryota; Fungi; Ascomycota; Dothideomycetes; Pleosporales; Periconiaceae
Source: the annotation of a GenBank genome assembly
AACAUAGCGCACACCCGCAUAGUGUAACAAGCAAUGCGGCGGAUGAAGCCGCUAAGCUUUUGCGGACGCGUACGUUAUAGUAAGUUGCUUCCGACACAUACCUAAGGACUACAAGAGCCUCAGUCGUGAAGCCUUCCUUCGCGAAAACUCUAUCAGUUUUGUAACCAUAUUUUAAUCCCGUUUUCACUUUUGUAUCAUACACCUACUUUCUACCUCCGCCGGUCGACCUUUUUUCUUCUUCUAGACAUCAUGUACUUCUCUUCUUCUGUUCUCAUAGCUGUCUUGGUCCGUUUCGCGCUGGCGCAAACUCCCAAAGAUUUUGAGCCCGCAGUAACGAGCAAGUUGGAUGUUAUGUUCAAUACCACCAUGGUGAUGAAAGCAGGAAUGCAGCUGUCCAAAGCAGAAACCGCUUCGCAGCCUCAAAUCGCGGCAUCCAGCUCUAUGGUAGACGCGAGCAAAUCAUACGUCUUUGUUAUGCUUGACCUCGACGUACCGCCAGCGCAAGGGAGCACAACCAGACGGACCCUCCUCCACGCCAUGGAGACUGGCUUCAAAGCCACCUCCCAAAAGAUCGCGGGAAACUCCGUUCUCCUUGCCUCGACUGAACAAGGUCCUGCAGCAUACGUUCCUCCCAGCCCACCAGCUACGGAUACAAUUCCCCACCGCUACGUACAGAUGCUCUUUGAGCAGCCUGAAAGCCUAGCAGUCAAGGCUUCGGAUUUCGCAAACACGCAGGCUAGGAUUGGAUUCGACAUCAUGUCGUUCUCGAAAGAGAACAAACUUGGCAACCCGAUGGCUGCAAACUUCUUUACUGUUGAUGGGAAAGCCAGCGCUGCUGGGGGUAGCGGUGGUGCUCGCGGUACUGCUGGUUCACGUGGCACUGCUGCGGCAAGCGGAGCUACCCCUAGUCGCACGGCAGCACCUUUCACUGGUGCUGCAGGUAACAUGGAUGUUUCUUAUGGGUUGGCUAGUCUUCUUGGCAGUCUUGCACUCAUUGUAUAGGAACAGGUGGUAGACUCGUGUGUGGUGGGAAACCUGCGUGGCGGUAUAUCGAAAUAGUCCUAGUCUUAGCGAAGUGACCGUGCAAGAAACAGUUUGGGGGGGGGGGGGUAUCGGAUUCCAUUUCCAUAGACCUCUUGUUCUUUCUCUACCCAUCUGCCAGAUGUAGUUGGCGUGAUAUUUUACUACCUUCACAUACAUAACGAACGUGAACACUCCAUACAUCACGCAUAUUU